Molecule: messenger RNA, 3638 nt
Organism: Hydractinia symbiolongicarpus
Lineage: Eukaryota; Metazoa; Cnidaria; Hydrozoa; Anthoathecata; Hydractiniidae
Product: multiple epidermal growth factor-like domains protein 10
Exons: 1
Coding region: 365-3289 (974 amino acids)
Biological process (GO): cell communication
Cellular component (GO): membrane
Molecular function (GO): scavenger receptor activity
Source: RefSeq, a predicted model, not a curated record
CAAGAGGAAGAAAAUUUGUUUUUCUUCCGGGAUAAACUUUCGCGUUUUAUAAAAAAAUUAGAAAUCUCGCGGGAACAAAAACUCGAGGACGACUAACUUUUUGGCGUGUUUUACAGAAGGAAUUUUUGCCGAGAUCAAGGUUUAAUGUCUGUAAAAAAAGAUUAGUUCGAGUUUGUAAAAACUGCUUUUAUAAAACCUAAAUGAAACGUAAAAAUCUAAAACAAAAACAAAGUUUCGUUAUAUGCGCUCAUGAUGUUUGUGUAUAUGGUAGCGUGUACAUACUAUUAACCAUCGUUUUUCGUUUCAGGGAUAUAUUGGCUUAUUCAUUGUUGCUUAUGACAAGGAUCAUCCUUACGCUGAUAAAAUGAUCGACAAAUUUAGCAACAGACAAAGCGUACAACCAGCAUUUAACUCGUCAGUAACACAAUACUUUACUUACUCCCAAUCAGCUGUUGUAUCGACAAUAUCCUACUCCGUAAAGGCUUACUGUCUAUUGAAUUAUUACGGACCUUUGUGUCAAAUAUUUUGCCAGACUACAGCAAACACACACUUUAAAUGUGCAGAGAAUGGCAGCAAAAUCUGCUUCAGCAAUUGGUAUGGAAAAACGUGUGACACAUAUUGCCAACAAAAUGUUAACACAAAGUACACAUGCAACAAAACAACUGGAGAAAAAGAAUGUUUUGCUGAUUAUUAUGGAGUGAACUGCACCAAGUAUUGUAGUACUUACAAUGGAACAGCAAAAUAUAUUUGCAACAAAAUAACUGGAGAAAAAGAAUGUUUUGCAGAUUAUUAUGGAGUGAACUGCACCAAAUAUUGUAGUACUUAUAACGGAACAGCUAAAUAUAUUUGCAACAUAAUAACUGGAGAAAAAGAAUGUUUUGUUGAUUAUUAUGGAGUCAACUGCAGCAAAUAUUGUAGUACUUACAAUGGAAUCGCUAAAUAUAUUUGCAACAAAGUAACUGGUGAAAAAGAAUGUUUUGUUGAUUAUUAUGGAGUAAACUGCACCAAAUAUUGUAGUACCUACAAUGGAAUCACUAAAUAUAUUUGCAACAAAGUAACUGGUGAAAAGGAGUGUUUUGCAGAUUAUUAUGGAGUGAACUGCACCAGAUAUUGUAGUACUUAUAAUGGAACAGCUAAAUAUAUUUGCAACAAAAUAACUGGAGAAAAAGAAUGUUUUGGAGAUUAUUAUGGAGUGAACUGCACCAAAUAUUGUAGUACUUAUAACGGAACAGCUAAAUAUAUUUGCAACAAAAUAACCGGAGAAAAAGAAUGUUUUGCAGAUUAUUAUGGAGUGAACUGCACCAAAUAUUGUAGUACGUAUAAUGGAACAGCUAAAUAUAUUUGCAACAAAGUAACUGGUGAAAAAGAAUGUUUUGUAGAUUAUUACGGCGUGAACUGCACCAAAUAUUGUAGUACUUACAAUGGAACAGCUAAAUAUAUUUGCAACAAAAUAACUGGAGAAAAAGAAUGUUUUGGAGAUUAUUAUGGAGUGAACUGCACCAAAUAUUGUAGUACUUACAAUGGAACAGCUAAAUAUAUUUGCAAUAAAAUAACUGGUGAAAAAGAAUGCUUUGCAGAUUAUUACGGAGUGAACUGCACCAAAUAUUGUAGUACCUACAAUGGAAUCGCUAAAUAUAUUUGCAACAAAGGAACUGGUGAAAAAGAAUGUUUUGUAGAUUAUUACGGCGUGAACUGCACCAAAUAUUGUAGUACUUACAAUAUAACAGCUAAAUAUAUUUGCAACAAAAUAACUGGAGAAAAAGAAUGUUUUGGAGAUUAUUAUGGAGUGAACUGCACCAAAUAUUGUAGUACUUAUAACGGAACAGCUAAAUAUAUUUGCAACAUAAUAACUGGAGAAAAAGAAUGUUUUGUUGAUUAUUAUGGAGUCAACUGCAGCAAAUAUUGUAGUACUUACAAUGGAAUCGCUAAAUAUAUUUGCAACAAAGUAACUGGUGAAAAAGAAUGUUUUGUUGAUUAUUAUGGAGUAAACUGCACCAAAUAUUGUAGUACCUACAAUGGAAUCGCUAAAUAUAUUUGCAACAAAGUAACUGGUGAAAAGGAGUGUUUUGCAGAUUAUUAUGGAGUGAACUGCACCAGAUAUUGUAGUACUUAUAAUGGAACAGCUAAAUAUAUUUGCAACAAAAUAACUGGAGAAAAAGAAUGUUUUGGAGAUUAUUAUGGAGUGAACUGCACCAAAUAUUGUAGUACUUAUAACGGAACAGCUAAAUAUAUUUGCAACAAAAUAACCGGAGAAAAAGAAUGUUUUGCAGAUUAUUAUGGAGUGAACUGCACCAAAUAUUGUAGUACGUAUAAUGGAACAGCUAAAUAUAUUUGCAACAAAGUAACUGGUGAAAAAGAAUGUUUUGCUGAUUAUUACGGAGUGAACUGCACCAAAUAUUGUAGUACUUACAAUGGAACAGCUAAAUAUAUUUGCAACAAAAUAACUGGAGAAAAAGAAUGUUUUGGAGAUUAUUAUGGAGUGAACUGCACCAAAUAUUGUAGUACUUACAAUGGAACAGCUAAAUAUAUUUGCAAUAAAAUAACUGGUGAAAAAGAAUGUUUUGCAGAUUAUUACGGAGUGAACUGCACCAAAUAUUGUAGUACCUACAAUGGAAUCGCUAAAUAUAUUUGCAACAAAGGAACUGGUGAAAAAGAAUGUUUUGUAGAUUAUUACGGCGUGAACUGCACCAAAUAUUGUAGUACUUACAAUGGAACAGCUAAAUAUAUUUGCAACAAAAUAACUGGAGAAAAAGAAUGUUUUGGAGAUUAUUAUGGAGUGAACUGUACCAAAUAUUGUAGUACUUACAAUGGAACAGCUAAAUAUAUUUGCAAUAAAAUAACUGGAGAAAAAGAAUGUUUUGCCGAUUUUUAUGGAAUGAACUGCACGAGAUAUUGUAGCUUGUAUAACGAGACUGUCAAUUAUAUUUGUAAUGAAAUCACUGGAGAGAAGGAAUGCUUUGACGGUUAUUAUGGAGUGAACUGCACCAAAUAUUGUAGUACGUAUAAUGGAACAGCGAAGUAUAUUUGCAACAAAAUAACGGGGAAAAAGCAGUGUAUUUCCGGUUGGUCAGGACCGGAUUGUGCGACUAGGAUCUCCGGUACAACCUCUUUGGUUCCAACAAAGAGAAGUUCUUCAACCAAGCCUUUAGUAAUACAUGGGAAAGAAAAAACGGUUGGAAAUUGGUUAGCAAAUACAACGGAAGGCAAAGUUACAAUAUCUAUUAUCAUUGUUGUAAUUUUUGUGUUUGCUUUUUUGCUAGCUAUACUAAAAGUGCGUCGAUCCAGGUAACCAUGUUUCUUUCUAAUGUUGAAGAUUUACUUCGCUUAACAAUGUUUGUGUCUUGGUAUUUUUCGCGCUAGAUUGUUAAGUAUUAAGUUGAUUGGCUAUCGCAAACAUUCUUCCAACUCUGAUUGGCAUGUUAUAUAUAUGGUGUGAUCGUCUUUAUUUACGGCGAAGAAUAAAACUGCAAGGAGUGUUUACCUAACCUUUUGAUAUAACUUGCGAUACUGCAUUCAUUUUUAAUUCUUUCUAUUUAUUUUAUGAACUUCAUUUAUAGGAAGAACAAAGAGUUUCAAAUGGAUUAUACUGUUUAUAAUGAGCAAAAUGUUGAGGAAACAGCAGAAAACGAAAUUCCCAC